This is a messenger RNA of Protopolystoma xenopodis, 612 nucleotides long. The record is from the annotation of a GenBank genome assembly. NCBI's taxonomy places the organism in Eukaryota, Metazoa, Platyhelminthes, Monogenea, Polystomatidea, Polystomatidae.
AUGCUAAAAAAUGGUCUAUGCUCAAUCUUAGAGUUUUCUUUCAUCCGAAUUGAGGUUCCGUUUCAGAUUUAUCUUUCCCUCUUGUCUGCAGUCGCCGCCUUCUUUCUCAGCUGGACUCUUCUCGAAAAGACAAUUGGGCAGCUGAGAGCUGAUUGGCUGACGGAGGGUUCGAGUCCCGACCGGGAAUAUUGCAAAAGAAAGCGGACAAAGAAGUCACUGACCCUACAUUUUUUGCCGUUUUUUGCAAGUCCACAACAAGCUGCCCGGCCAUUUUGCAUUUCCAUCCAAGUCAGGGUCGUUGGACCGGUGCUUAACGGAUCUGAUUUGUCCUGUCUGUCGGUACAGAAGAGGCUAAGACGUGUAUCUGUGUGUAUACGAUGGCUUGUAAUGCCAUUGGCGCACAGGCAAUACUGCUUCCAAGACGAGUUCGUGUUCUGCCCGACAGGGCCAGGGAAUAGCCCUCAAAUCGGCCCAUUCUUUCUUACGCGUGAUGCAUACUACUUAACAGCUACUCACAAGUUUGCACUUAAAUUGAUAGAACAGGCUGAGAAAGCAGGUCAUGAAGUGACCUCGUCGAUGACGGAUCCUUCUCGGCUCUGUCGGCCAUUUUAA